AUGGGAAGGAGUGGGGGAUGGUGUAUUGCUGGUGAUGGAGCCCUCUCUCGGUGGAGACGAAGCCUUUGUUCUGUCUCGUCGAUUUGGUGUAUCGGUGGCGACAGAGCUCUCCUCGACGGCGACAGAGCUCUCCUCGACGGCGACGUAGGUGGCGUUCGGCGAAGUCAACAAGAUAGUGGCAUAGGUUUAGAAUCUUCUCCCAUUCCUUUAUUCGGCACGCAAUCCACAGAAGAUUCAAACUUCGAGCAAGACAGUCCACUGCAGCGUAAAGAACGCAGGUCUUGGUCGCAAACAGAUGAUGAGGUCCUCAUCAGCGCUUGGCUUAACACCAGCAAAGAUGCGGUUGUUGGGACCGAGCAAAAGUCUGGGGCCUUCUGGAAGAGAGUAGCCGAUUACUUUGCUGCUAGUCCGAAGCUUGCAGGCCUGGAAAAAAGAGAGCCAUUGCACUGCAAGAAUAGGUGGCACAAGAUCAAUGAUCUUGUGUCCAAGUUAUGCGGAUCUUAUGAAGCCGCAGAGCUUCGCCAUGACCAGAAGUGGUGUGAUCUAUCUACACAGAGAACCUCAAAAAAGAGAAAAGGAGAGGACAAGGCUCAAUCCUCAACAUCUCGCGCAACUGAGGGGGUGGCUGGUGAAACGGUUGAUCGGCCCCCUGGUGUUAAGGCUGCCAAGCGUAGUGGUAAGAAGCCAAUGGAAGAGGGGAAGGGGCGAGAGGAGUUUGAGCGGGUUUGGUCGUAUAAGCAAGAGGAUUUGUCUAGGAGAGAAAAACUCUCCAAGAUAGGUCUACUUGACCGUCUACUUGCUAGAACAGAGCCACUCCCUGACUAUGAAGAAACGCUAAAGAAGAAACUCAUCAAUGAGUUGUUCUCCAUAAUGAGAAUGUUCUUGAGCAAUGGGAGUGGAAUAAUCAGAGACGAAGAAGCUCUAUUAUGCUUGUGUCACGGGCGAAGAAGCUUUGGGAUACUUGUGCCUAGUCGAAUGAACAAGCCGUUGUUCAUGCACAUUGUUGAUCGACUCUCCACCGAAGUUGACUUCUUUCGCCAAAAGACAGAUGGUAUCGGAAGGUUGGGGCUAUCAGCACUCCAAAAGUGUACGGCAACCAUUCGCAUAUUGUCAUAUGGUACUGCGGCGGAUACGAUAGACGAAUACCUCCGGCUCGGUGAAACUACAAGUCGGUCAUGUUUGGAGAAUUUUGUGGAAGGAAUUAUACAAUUAUUUGGCGAUGAGUACCUAAGAAGACCAACUCCGGCUGACCUUCAACGUCUACUUGAUAUUGGAGAGUACCGUGGAUUUUCCGGGAUGAUAGGAAGCAUCGAUUGUAUGCACUGGGAGUAG
Molecule: messenger RNA, 1332 nt
Organism: Brassica napus (rape)
Lineage: Eukaryota; Viridiplantae; Streptophyta; Magnoliopsida; Brassicales; Brassicaceae
Exons: 6
Coding region: 1-1332 (443 amino acids)
Source: RefSeq, a predicted model, not a curated record